This is a messenger RNA of Amoebophrya sp. A120, 3033 nucleotides long. The record is from the annotation of a GenBank genome assembly. Lineage: Eukaryota; Dinophyceae; Syndiniales; Amoebophryaceae.
AUGGAUCCGGGUACAACGAAACAGGAGAAGGCGGCCCGCCAGGCGGCCAGCAACCGGUCGGCCAAGAAAGACCCGCUGCGGCCCUACUACAUCGCCAGCGGGGUGGUGGGCGGCAGCAUCGUCCUCGCACUGCUAAUGAUGGUUGUCAUGCCCGCAAAGAAACACGAGGAUUUAGAUGUGAACGACGAAAGCCUGAUCUCCCACGUCAACAAUAACAACGUCGAGUGGCGGGCGCGCAGGAACCCCAGUUUUGACGGCUACACCAUGAGAGACAUAAAACGCUGGGGAGCUGUUGGGGUAAAUUAGUGGAGGUUGUGUGGCUUUCGCUUUUAGUUUUAUUUUCAAUGGCUGUCGUGUGUGUGUGACGGAUUGUACUGACUCGCGACGCCGGCCCUGCUCCGGCACAUCGUCGAUUGCUUUGUUUAUUGUGCGGGCGAGACAAUAUAUAAAUAUUAGUUCUGUUUCUCAAAAAUGUAAAACAGGUAUCGCAGGGCGGGAUGAUGAAUAGCCAGCAGUGCAACGUGGGGCAGAUUCCCAACAUGCCCGAAAACUUUGAUGUGCGACGGCGAUGGCCCAGCUGCUACCGGAGUCGCGAAGCUGUGACGCACACGCACCAGCCCAGUGAGUCCAGUAAUCAAGUCUAUUUUCAGGGAAACUGCUCCUCGAGUUACGCGAUUUCAACUGCGUCAACGUUGUCAAACCGGUUUUGCAUCUCAGACCCGCAGAUGUACGGAAACUUGACCCUCUCGCCCCAAUACCUGCUUUCCUGCGACUCGCAGUUGACUCGAGGCUGUCUGGGCGGCGAAAUAGACAAGGUGUACUACUACCUGGAAGGGCACGGUACAUAAAGCAUUUCAUUUAGUUUUCAUCACAAAAAUAUGGACGUCUCGAUUUAUUUUUUCAUUUCGAUAUAUUUAUGUGCUGCUGUCCGUCGGCUUCGGUUGGCGCGGCCGGUUCGAUGGUCAAUUCAUGAUAUGACGGGAGGGCAGGAAGUAGCCAACUAUACAGCAGCAGCAGCCAGUUGCUGAUAUUCAACAAAAUCGUGGCGAGGGGUGACUGACGUUGAUAUCAAUGAUUUCAAGAACCUCCUUCAGGUCUCGUGCACGAGAGUUGCCGCGCGUACCAGGCGAAGGACGGUAGGAAGUUGCCUUGCAACACCGAGAUGACUUGCUCGGACCUAUGCCGUGCAAAUAUGUCUGGGUCUGGAAACACGUGGCGCUGAUUCGUGCAACAUCAGCAACAUAGAUACUUUCAAGUGCGUCCAAGCAUGACAAGUUUCUUCGAUGUUCUCUCAUGCGCAGCGUGCAUUACACACUGCGUUUCUGCAUACACGAUGCUCUUUUGGGUCGUGCAACACAGACUCUAUGCAGUACAGCUUCAGCGUUUCCAGACCCAGUCACCUUUGCAGAUGAUAGGACCGGAGGCGGUACAAAAGUUCCAACACCUGCGUGAUGCUGGACCGGGACCAGAUGAAGGGGGAGAUGCUUCUGAACGGCCCGAUCGUCGGUCUCAUGUACCUGUACGACGACUUUUUCGUGUACAAAUCCGGUGUGUACAGCCCAUCUCUGUAAGGACUGAAAAGAGGAGCUACAGAGGGCGUCUCUGGUGCAUCAGUGCGGCUUACCAGAAAGACACUGCGUGUGGUAUGCAUCAUGCGUUGUGCAGUUCUUGUAUACGUCGCCUGGAGGGCAUGGGCAUGAGCAAUUUGUUUAUCUACACCGCUAGACUUUCUAUGCGGGAGAAUUUUUCAGAUGCCGGCAAUUAUGAGUAAACGUCCACUGCCCAGGAGUUUGUCAUGAUAUUCGUCCGAAAACACAAAAGUAAAAGACGCCGCGACCAAAGCACAGCCACGGCUGUUUUCCAUCGUUAAACACUGAUGCGGCUCUCUGUAGUACCGCUUUUACUGCACACUUUGACUGCGACUUGCAUCAUGGACAAGAAGGGGCAGGAGCCAAUGCUGCAUGCGGUGAAGAUCAUCGGGUGGGGCACGGAGUACGGGGACGACGAGCAGAACUACGGGCGUAAGUCCUCCUCCACGGUGGCCAAAGCGGGCGUUCCGUACUGGCUCAUAGAAAACAGCUUCGGCGCCAGCUGGGGCGUGAACGGGGUCGGGAAGGUGAAAAUGCAAACCAUCACUCCCGGGCCGGAGUACAACCCCAUGCUCAAACGGGACGUCGUGCUGCUGGAAAAGUAUUGGAGCAUCACUUCAUGGUGAUUGUCACGAAAACGAAUCAUAAACUUUUCGUGAUCAGUGUGUCUCUCAGUGUUACGCUCCUUGUGCAUCGAUUCAGCGGAACCGAAAAUCUUUCAAAAACCAUUGCACAAAGAAAAAAAAGUUUCGAUUUAAAACAGCUUCGUCCUAUCCGCUACCCCCUACACGGCACGCAUGGAGGAGAUACACGCGCAACCAGAAUUCGCGAAGAAGGGCGACGAAAGGUAGCGAAAAUGGCUCGAGGACACGCCGCGCCUCGAAAUUCCUGGGCACAGAUAGGCAAAACCAAAGAUAUGGACUCGCUGGCUGACUCUGUGAAGAGACGCUUAGUUGACGCCAUGCAAGAUACUGGAUCAAGGCGCCUUUGACUGUGCGCUGCUACAAAAAGAAUGUAUUCACUUUACAGCAGAUCUUGGUGGCGAUGCCGGCCCGUCACGGGGAGACGUGGGCUUGCGAGCUGCGCAACUGAGACGAUGUUCCUAAGGUACUUGCAUUCGGGCAGUGACGAGCCGUGAGAAAAUAGGCACCCUACGUGAGCAAGCGUCUCUCUGGAACAGCGAGACGCGAGAGUGUGAGUGAGCGGCUAUAAAACGUUCGAUAAAGACAAGGGCGGGCCGCGCGAUUUAGUGUUGAAAAGCCUCGAGCGAUGCGCACACCUGCGCCCCGCUGCGUCGUGCGCAGAGCCGCCCGACAAGGCUGGCAGAGCGUUGCAGAUCGCCGCGACGCGGCUAACCGGUCUGGCGCUCUGCUGCCCAGCGGAGUGCUUCAGCAACCUGCUCAGUUUCGCGAGUGGAUUGCAAAGAAGUUGAAAAGUAAGCGGG